Messenger RNA from Acipenser ruthenus (sterlet), 1279 nucleotides. Its product is annotated as zona pellucida sperm-binding protein 2-like. The coding region runs from base 9 to 1250 and encodes 413 amino acids. The transcript is spliced from 10 exons. The record is from RefSeq and is a predicted model, not a curated record. Lineage: Eukaryota; Metazoa; Chordata; Actinopteri; Acipenseriformes; Acipenseridae.
AUGGCAACAUGGGUCGCAACUGGGUUCCUUUUGUGGGCUCAAGAGAACUUGGUGGAAGUCUGCUUGCCCUGUACAAGUAUAAUGCCAACGCUACCAAUUUCUGGAUGACUGUGCCAUACAAUUCAGUUGAUGCCACAUAUGAAGUGAUCAGUUCUUCAGGCAUCAGAAGCAGACUUGACUUGACCUUGAAGGAUAUUGGGACCAUGGUUGUGGUGGCUGACUUCUCACUGUCCUGCAGUUUCCCUACAAAGAUGAUUGAUUGCUUCACCAAUGGAACUAUGGCAGCUCUUGCUGUGAAAGUGGAAUCUGUCCCCAGCUUGUCUCCAAGUCAACUAACUCUAAGGGAUCCUAGUUGCCGGCCUCUUCAGUCUGAUGCUAUCAAUGCAGUUUUCUACUUCAAUGUCAACUCCUGUGGCACCACUAGAAGGUUUGACAACAGCCUCCUGACUUAUGAGAAUGAAGUGCUGUUCACAUCUUACCGGUUGAGAGUUGCCUGUCACUAUCUGGUCAAUGACACCAAGGUAGUACAGUUCUUGUACCAGAAUAAUCCUGCACCUGUAGUCCAGCCUGGCUUGGGGGACCUUGCAGUCAUCAUGCAGCUUGCAUUGGAUUCAACCUACAAUGACUUCUAUGGAGCUCGGGAUUACCCUGUUGUGAAGUACUUGCGAAGACCCUUGUAUUUUGAGGUAGAGCUCCUGUACAGCAGGGAUCCACAGGCUGAAUUGUUUUUGGAGAACUGCUGGGCAACCUAUUCUGUUGACAGGAAUAGCUCUCCAAAGUGGGAUGUUGUUGUGGACAGUUGUGAGAACUCUGCAGAUGAGUACUUGACCAUCUUUCACCCAGUCUCCAGCAAUGCAAGAGUGCUGUUCCCUUCCCAUCUGAAGAGGUUUGAAGUGAAAAUGUUUUCCUUCACAAACGGCCAGGAUGCACUGAAAGGACAGAUUUACUUCCACUGCGGUGUUGUGAUAUGUGAUUCAACCCGGCCAUCAGACAGCCUCUGUAGCAGACGGUGCAUUCCAGGGAAACAGAGGCUUGGUCGCAGUGCUGAAGGGAUGGAUGGUGGUGCAGUAAAGGUGUUUGUGUCUUCUGGCCCAAUUGAGCUGAAGAGAGAUGGAUCCCUUCACUUUAUGCCUAGAAGUGGCCAAUUCAAUGUGUGGUCCCUUCUGGGAGCUUCAAUGGGUGUGUGUUCAGUGGUUAUCUUCAUAGCUGGAGUUGUAUCUUUCUGGAAACUGCCAAAAAGUGUGUAUUGAUAAAUAAAAAUCUUGCUUGUAAAAGCUUA